UUUCUAGAAAAAAAUAACAAAAGAAAUUUGAAUAUCAUUUGUUCUUGUACGUUAUUCGAGAAUGUGAUUGCAAACAUUUAAAGAAACGGGACUUUAAAUUUUGGAAAAAUCUCGAUCCAAAACUUUCCCCAUUUCUUCAUCCCGGAAUAAAUUACAAAACCUAUAAUAAUACAUCAACAAGUACACGUUUUAAUCCGGACGAUUUAACGCGCAUUCUAUCAUCCGGUCCACUCACCUUUCAAAUCCCUUCUCGAGAAAGAAAAUCUCAAGGUUUCCGUCUCGGUGUGCAAAUGGUUACCUACCUCUCCCCUCCCCCUUAACGUUUAACACCGCUGCCUCGUUUCAGCCCGAGAAUUCCCCGGAUUUGUGCGAGGCGAGCGCGGGGGGUAUCCCUGUCACGACGCCCUCAAAGAUCGUAUCGCGUCGGAGAGGGUUGCGUGGCAGCUGACCCGACGACAACGAGAGAGAAAGAGAAAGAGAGAGAUCAUUCCCGACCCGUACCAGCCGAGAGCCAGUCGGUUCUCGAGCGCGUCAAGUAGAAGUGGUCUGCGCGUAACCCGUCCGCGCCUCGUAACGCGUAGAGGUAGGGCGCAUGCGUGGACGAGGAGACGCCAGGCCGCACCAUCAUUUCGCGCCGCGACGCCGAGCGGCACCGCGUCCGUGGUGAAAACGCGGCUGGUCCAUGUGCGUUCGACGUCGUCGCGUGCACGCCGUCGAGCAGGUCGACGAACGAGCGUGUAUCCCCGCGCGUGUCCCCCCGCCAAGGAUCUACCACUACCAUCCGCCUCAUCGAGGAAGUGAUCGUCGUCUCCGUUACCGGUGAUCCCUCACUCCCCCCCCGGAAAAAGUGAUUUUUCUCCAAGCUCGGGUUGAGGAAGGGGGGAGAGGGGUAGGACGCGUCCCUCGACGAGACACAUCUGUCAGCGGACAUCGAGGAUACAUCGGGAGAAGGGGAGGGGGGGGACGUGAGGAAAAGAUGCGACAGACGAGUGGCGAUCGCGUGUCGAGGAUGCGUGUCGCGAUUAACAGUAGCAAGGAUCCACGUGUGGUCGGACGUGGGUUUGAGCGCGGCUGCGGCAGUGAACAGUCGCCCUGCAUCUGAGGAAGGAUCGUGCGUCGCGGUGGAGUUUGGCAGGCACGAGAGGGAUAGGCCGGUUUAUACGCAUCUUCCCCGCGGCUUGAUCCUCCCCUCCGCGGUUAGGCGAAUCAUCCCGAUUUGCAAAACACGCGAUACAAUCGAAGGAUAAUUUCGAGGCGAGUCGAAUGAGUGGAGUACGCGAGUCCGAUGGCGAAGCUUCGUUCGGUAUAUGUGUCCUUCGGGUAACAGUGACUGCGUAAGUAAAGAUGGUACAGUGAAGUUGUCGUGUACGAGUUGCAUAACACGGUCCGAUAGAGUGUGUGGAUAUAUAUAUGUACAUAUAUAUGGAUGUCGUGAAGGGAAAGUGGUCGAGAAAAGGGGGUGGAUAAGAGUUUGGAAGCUGUUUUAAGCUCCAAGCUCGUUCUUGGCUUCCUUCUACGUCUGCAUCGAGGAUAAUAACGAUAGAAGAAGAAAAAAGGACGAAAUUAAACGACGGUGGGAACGAAGUGAACCGAAGUGUUAAAAAUGCUGUGUCGUUGGCUCGCCCUCCUGAUACUCGCUGCUUUUCUCUUGGUUAUCGAAGGGAUCGCGGUCACUCAAGGCACUUUUGCUCGAGAUCAAAAGCUGGUGGGAGGAAAUGUGUUUGGCAAUCACAAUUUCACCAACGGACCAACGUUCGAAAUGAACGUUCCACGAAAUGUGACCACAGCAGUUGGCCAGACUGCUUUCCUUCAUUGCAGAGUUCAUCAACUGGGUGACAAAGAGGUGUCCUGGAUGCGCAAAAGGGACAUGCACAUCCUGAGCGCGGGCAUCCUGAUGUACACCUCGGAUCUAAGGUUCCAAGUGAUCCAUCCGGACAAGUCUGAGAACUGGACCCUGCAGAUCAAGUCGCCCCAGGAACGGGACUCGGGGGUUUACGAGUGCCAGGUCAGCACCGAGCCCAAGAUGUCGUUGAACUACAGCCUCAACGUGGUCGAGGCACGGGCCAGGAUAAACGGGCAAACGGAUAUUUACGUGAAAACCGGCAGUCUUCUCACUCUCACCUGCCUCAUGUCUCAAGGGCCUCACGACCUUGGCACAGUGGCUUGGUAUCGUGGUAGCCAGCCAGUAGUUACGUCGCCUCAUUCGGAGAACGACGUGAACGGCGAGCCUCGCAUCACCGUCGAAACCGAGUGGAGCGAUGCCCUCACGUCGAGAUUGAGGAUCACCCAUGCAAAGCUAAGCGACUCUGGAAACUACAGUUGCGUGCCCACUGUGGCGGAGAGAGCCAGCGUCAACGUGCAUGUUAUUAAUGGAGAGCAUCCAGCUGCAAUGCAGCACGGGAACACGGCAGCAGGCUCGCCAACAUCGAAGACGGUCCUCGUAAUGCUCGCCUUCUUUUUGGGUCAAUUGAGAUAAUGUGUGUUCUCGUACGUGUGUCCCUCGUGAGUGUGUCUCCAAUCUGUCUGUAUGCGUGUGUACUAUGCGCAUGUACUCUCGACUGUGGUACUUGCAUGUGUGCGAGCUUGAGUAUGAUGUGUUGUGCACGUGCGAAUUAAACGCGACCAUGAAUGGAUCUUAAACGCGAGCAUUAAGUGAAUAAAAAAAAGAAAAAAGAAAAAUAAGAAAAACUCGAUGGAUCGUUGGACACAAUAAGACGUAGCCACCCUCCUAAAACCCUGUUUGUACCUUGAUCGAAAUUAAAUUACCGACCGAGCACGCGACCGGAACGAUCAUCGAUGAAGAAGCUCUCUUCUGACCGACAUAAUCGAUCGAUAAUUGGGAAUGGAAGGUUGAUUGGUGAGAUAUUUUUAUCUUUAUUUCGUAUUCGUUAAAUUUGAGAUAAUAAAUUGUAAUUGCUGUUCAUUUAAUACAUUUUAUGAUAUACGACAAAAAAAGUUCGUACGAAAUAUCUUUUAAAUAUUUAUAGAAUUAUUAAUAUUAUUUUAAGGAUUAACGUAUUGCAUACACAAUAUUCACGAUAGCUCUUUCCAAUCUCAAAAUUGCUCAACUUCCCGUCAAAGGCAUAACUGAAUCAUCAAUUUCACUAACUACAUUCACUUUUCUAUACUCAACUUUUAACCAAAUUCACGACAUUACAAAAAUUAAAAUUUUAUUCGAUAAAUUAAAAGUGAUAUUUCAUCGAAAGAACGUUCUUUCAAUCUUUUCGACUACAUCAAUUCAUCGAAAUGGGGAAAAAAGAUCGAUUCGAUCAAUCGAUACGAAACUUUUCAACGACAUAUACUAUUCAAUGGGCUCGUUUAAAAAAGAAAAGUCAGUUCUCGGUGAAAGGAAGAAACAUCGAUGAAGGAACUCUUAGUAGCUGCCGGUUCGUCGCGUGAAAAUCGCGAUUUUCAGUGAAUCUCAUAGGAGAGAACUCUAUCGAAAACGUCGUAGUAUCCCAGGUUCGAUAUGUUUAAUAACUUGCAAAUUACCACUGCGUUCUAGUGUCGUCAAAGUAAGGAAAAAAAAAAUGAAGUAUCGAAGUAAACAAUUGUACAUGACGUAUGAUGUUGUAAAUGACGAUUCAAUAAUGAACGAGAAAAAAAAAAUAAAUGAAAAUGUAAGAGCGUGAGACGUGUGCUCGAAUAAAUUCGAUGUGUAAGUUUACAACUUAGUAGGGACGAUUAUGUAUAUUGUAAUUGUUACAUACGAGAGCGAUCGUUCGUGUAACGAAAGAGUUCGUUCGUUCGUGAUAAAUAAAGUUUUGAUGUCGAUUUUUUAAUAUCUGUGCGAAUUUUAUGCGGUUAUUAUAUCUAUCGAUUUUCGUUCUUGAAAAAUUUUUGAUGGAUUUGAUUACUCGAAGGGAUUGCUUGGAGGAAAAGUUUUAUGGAUAAUAAUUUUUAUUAUUAUUAUAUUAUUUUUUUUAUAUAUAUAAAUUAAUUAUUAAUUACUCGUUUCAAUUAAGUUGAAUAAAGUUGAAUUAAGUCGAAUGAAAACAUAUACUUUUUUUUUUUAUUGAAAUAUUUUAAUACCAGAUACUAUUUAUUUUAUUUUUGGAAAUUCAAAAUAAAAUUCUCUGGACAAAUAAGAAUUCUGGAUCUAUUUUCUGUUUGAGAAAAUCCAUUUACUUUUCCGCUAAACAUCUCAUUUUAUCCUAAAAUUUUUAUCUAGGUUUUUCUACUUGAAAAUUCAUGAAAAUAUGCGACAUAUGUAAGUAUUCAAUUUUUUAAACAUAUUUUAUUCUUACUACUACUGUUUUCUUAUAAAAUAACGAGGGUUAUUUAAACUUUUUAUGUAAAGUAAUAAAUAAAUAUAAGAAAAUAUAUAUAUAUAAAUCAAAUUUGAUUUUUUUAAAUAAUUUUUAAUAAGAAUAUUUUUAAAGAAAUUCGUUAAUUAUAUUAUGUUCGUACAGUACACUUAAUAUAAUAAUAUAAAUAAACUAAAUAAAAUGUAUAUCAAUCUAUACAGAUAAGCAUGUAUUCAAAAUUUUUUAACUCGUUAAUUUUUAAAAAAUCUUGUAGAACAACUUUUUUGAAAACCAUAUUUGCUGUUUUUAUAUUCCUUCAUUUACACCUGUAUCUCUUUAUAAAAUUUUCUAAACUUUUACUUAAUUUUUUUAAUAACUUAUAUAACCUAUAUAGAAUUAUUCACGAAUACAAAUUGUGAACUCUUACUGCCACUACUAUUAAAUUUAUCAAGGAAUGUCACACACACAAUAGAUUUAAUUUCACCAAUCUCGUUUUCUUCCAUUUUUAAAAUAAUUAUACAAGCGUACAUAAAAUAAAAACCAAAAUAAUGUUAUUCCACAAAUCACGCAAAGUAUCCUGAUUAUCUUUCCACGACGAGUACUUCAAAAGUACUAACUUUUCCUCCAUAAAACAAACUUCACGAGAAACGAGAAAGCUUUCUCUUUAAGAUGCUUUCCGUUUCAUAUCGAUAAGACUUUCCGUUUCAGAGAUCCUCGUUCCGAACCGAAGCGUAAUUUCUGCUAUUUUUACCGUUUCAUCCUCCUCUCUUUCGCUUGCUCACGCUUUCUCACUGACCUAUCCCAAGAUCACGACGCGUGCGUUGGUCAUUGACAAACAUCUGUCAAUGUCCUUUCACCACAUCCCCACUACACGUGCACUGGAUUCCAAGAAAAAAAAUAUAGGUCACGUGUAUUUCGACCGUCAUCUAUGUCCUUUGAAGCCUUGUAUUUAGGGAACCAGGUGAGAUAUCGAUUUGAAAUAAAAAUGCAUUUUUAAGAAGAUGAAUGCUUUCUAUUAUCUUCAGAGUGUGCAAAGUUUCAAUAAUGACGUAGUAAUACUAGAAUUAUUUUUUCAUUUGUCUUUAUCAAAAUUAAUCUUGGAAUAAUCUUCAAAAAGAAUUCAAGAAAGAUACGUGUUACAUUUUUAUCACGCGAUAAUUCAUAGCUUUUUCGAAAUAUCAUAAAAUAUCACGAAUAUCACGUUAAAAAUUUAAUCAACCGCGUUUGAUUUUUCACAAUAACGCUCUACAAAUCCAAACGUAUAACUCAACGACGUGAAAACAAGCAAAGAGGGAGAAAGAAUGCCGAUGCCUGGGACACGCGUUUCGUUCCCUUUUGUCCAGCUAUGAAGCUUUCAUCUCCAACAAAGGAAACUCUAGCAUUAUUUCGUAACGCAGGCCAAUAUUGACAAGAGAUUCUCUCUUUCUCUCUCUCCCUCGCGGAGAUGCCUCCAGUCUCCGCGAAAAGAAAUUCUGAUAUUACAACGCUCCACGAUAGUUUUCGCGGGGGUGGAAACUCGUGGAUGCUGCGCCGUAUCGAAUUUUACGCUUCGUUGUGUGUUCCUUGAAUGAGACGUGCAUUAUCCGGUUCUGGAUGCAUGAUGGAGUAAUGCGAAUUCUUGUCGAAAUCCGAGGAAAACUUGAAAGGAACGCGGGAACGAGUUUAACGAUUGCGAGGUACAAUGACGAGAUGAUCGUGUUUUACUCUUUUUUUAUUUUAGAGAGGUAAAAUAUUUUACAAAUUGAGAAAAGGAAUUCGCGAGGACGUGAGAUUGAAGUAAAAAUAAAAUUGAUAAACGAGAUCUUGAUAAAAUGAACGAUGCGACGAAGUGGAGGUUAUAUUCUUGCUCGAUCUCUUUAAGUGGAGACGAUAUAUUUGAAAGUUAUUGAUUUUCCAAGAUAAGAUUAAUUACGACCUUGAACUUGACGAUAACAUCUAAAUGUUUCUUCGAUUUCAGAUAGAUCUAAGAGGGUCUAAAGCUCUCUCGAAUACCUUGAUUCUUAAAUUCUGCCUUCUCUCAUUUUUAAUUAAAUUCCGCAUUAGUGAUUCUAAAUUUUGUAAAUCGGUAGUAUAUACCAAUUCCAUGAAUAUAAAAUUUAAUUUCUUUCCUUAUUUUUCUUUUUUUUUUUAAUUCUACACAUUCGCGAAAAGAUUGAGAGUCACUGAUCUAAAUUAUUCAAAGCUUCCGCGGGAGAAACCGAGAAAUGAGAAAGAAAAUCAGACUCCCCUGUUUCUUGCGAGAGAAAUAAAAAAGGAAAAAGAAAAAAAAAUCCUCGCGCAAAUACCGAAGACUUUUCCGCUUCUUUAUAAUACGGCGAAGAAAAUUAGAGGAGGAGUCGAAGAAGGGAAAGAAGGGGACUGUUUUACAGCGACAUGCAUAUCAACAGCGUGGAUUGUGAAUUUUAUUGCGGAAGCCUUUGGAAACGUCCGACCACGCUCCUUGCAAAACCGCGCCAAGUGUCUUUGUGGUACAAAGAGUUUGUUUGAUUGUUCCCCGGUGAAAUAACUCGAUCUCGAUGUCUGAAUUGUGGAGAGAAAAGAACACUUCGUGAAGAGGGAGGAAAACAAUGCGGGCAUUAAUGCCUCGGUUAAAAUUCAGAAGAUACCUCAAUGUUAGUACGAUUUCUUUAUUUUAUUUCUUAAAUUUAUAUAUAUUUUAUUGAAAAAUAAUAAAAUUAUCGAAUUGGUUGAAUUCAAUUUUAUUGUGAAAAAAAUUGUAAAUUUGUAUAAUUGUUUUUAUGAAUAUUUCAUUAUUUUAGAAUGCUCUAUGUGAUAAAUUUAUGAGGCAGCAAAAAGAAAAAUAAUAUUUGAAUGUGCUUUUAAAUUGUGUGUAAAUUUAUUUUUAAAUUUAUUAAAAUUUAUUUUAUUGAAAUAACAAUGAAAUUUUAUUAUUACUAAAUAUUUUAUAUCGAUUGGAAUAUCGUAUAGAUUUUUAUUUCUUAAAAUACCGAAAAAUUAUAUUUAUCGAUUAAUAAAAUCGUUCGAAACUUUAUUAAUCUUUUUUUGAAAUUAAAAAAUAGUUUCGAUCUAAAUAAAAAAAAAGAUAUGGAAGCCAUAUAAAUAUUUGAAUUGAAUUUUCUAUUUUAUUCGUUUUUGCUUUGAUUCAUUUGUCUUGGUAUUUCGUUUCAACAAAUGAUGAUAAAUAUGACAAUGAUAUAUUCAAGAAAACAAAACAUGAAAUAUAAAGAAAUAAUGUAAUAUUUUAAAUUAUGUCAAUAUAAUAGAAUAAAUUCAAUAAUAUAUAAAAUAAUAUUAAAUAAACAUAAAAAAAAAAAGAAAUCGCCAAAAAUCAAAUUACGAACGAACGAAUUCAUUGUUGAUUGUCAAAAUAGUCUUUUAAUCGUCAAUUAUCAAAGACUAUUUGAUAAUCAUCUAUAUAUGUAUAGAUAUAUAUAUAUAUAUAUAUAUAUAUAUAUAUAUAUAGAUAACAAGAUCGAUUGAAAUGACUCAGACUCAAUCAUAUUAAUCUAAAAAAACGUUUUAUAAUCAUUUUAAUUGUUGUUUUUGUUAUCAUAUCGUUAGAAAUUCUAAUAACUUAUAAUAUAUCUUAAGUAUUCAAUACUAAUCACUCUAUUAUCGAUAUUUUUUACAGUCACUUGAGAAGUUCUAACGAUUAAUCAACAGCAAACAAUUUAACAAAGAAAUAAUUUAAAAUGAAAAAAGAAAAAGAAAACUCUUUCAAAUGUUUAAGUUCCACAAAGAAACCAUAAGUGCGUAAUUGCAUAGUGAAUGUAUGAUGAUACAAAUAUUAAUUAUGAAGUGUCGGGUAUCCAAAAAAGUUCUGUUAUUCUUUUCUCGAUGGAAAAACAAUGGUUUUUUCUAAUAAAAAUUAUAAAAUCUUUACAAUCUUUUUAUUUCUUAUUUGUUAUAGAUAUAAAUAUAUUCUCAAUUUAUGGAUUUUUAUUGAUAUAUUUAUAUUUAAUGACUUUUUAAAAAAAAAAAUGUUUCCUUUUUAAAAAUUUAUACGAAUUAAUAAUUGUGUUAACAAAAAUGAUGAUAAUUAUAUUAAUGAUCAAAUCUUUUUCCUUCACAAUUUUCCUUGCACUCUUUCUUCUCUUUCACAAAAGAACAACAGAACUUUCUCAAUUACCUAGGAAUGAUCUCGACGGUAAAUAAAGUUUUUGUAACAUGAAAUUUUUGUCGAAGAAUGGGAGGAAAUAAAUAUGAAUAUAAUAAUAUACGGUAUAUAAAACACGUAUAACAUAGACACGCAAGUUUGUACAGAGAGAAUGCGACGUGGCGAUGGAAAAAUUUCUUUGGAUUCGAGCGAUAAAUUAAAAUAAACGCAGAGCCGAGCUCUCUGAGAGCUUAAAGAGUCGUAAAAGGGGAUGAACGAAUCUUUCUCGUACCAAUUAUUCUUUUCUAUUCGUUUGUUCAUUUCCACGUCGAAUCCAGAAGGAUUUUCGAUAUCCUCGGCUGCGUCGUUUUCAAACGACCCUCGACGAUCUCGUUCGUUCGAUCGACGUGAGUGGUGUUCGUUUAAUAAUUACUGAUCGAAUGGAGAACGAGUAUCUUGGUCGAAUAAGAAAUUUUGUAUGAGGAAAUAUUGUAUUAUUGUAAUAUUGUGAUUUCUGGUGAACGAAAAUCGAAAUGAUUAAUUUAGACAAAGUUUCAAAUUCGAAUAAAUGAAUUUUAUUUUCAACAUCGCGAUAUAAUUUUAAUUAUAUUUUAAUUAAAGAUAUAUUUCUCUAAAAGAGAAACAUUUCUUCAAUUUAUUUUCUUACAAAUUUAUAAAUAUAUUGAAUAUUUAUAAAUACUUUUAAAGUUUUGCACAUUUUUCUCGAAUUAAAAUCAAAAUCUCUCCAUUUGUACUCAUUUCUGUGAGUGAUUAUGUAUCUAAUAGAAAUUAAAAGAUAAUAGUCUCAAACUUUCAGAACGAUUUUCGUCCACCCAAAUAUAAACUUUUGAUUCACAUGAUCUCUGAUCCAAUUAAUUUCGAUCAAUCAUCAUGUGAUUAUUGAAUACAAAAAUAAACCAUAGAAUGUAUGAAAAAAAGAGAGAGAAAGAGAAAGAAUAAAAUGAGUUAACAAGAAACAUAUUAAAACUCCAAAACAGUGGAGAAACCAAAGGAAAGAUCAGACGUCGUUAUAGAGGAACGACGUCCACCGAAUUAUUCACUCAUCCCAUCUCUUAACAAAAUACUUUCUACUAUGAAAUAAGUGUUAAUAUAAACGAAGAAAAAGUGAAAAAAAAAAAGAAGAAAAUUAUGAUCCCUGGACUGCCACUUUUAAAAACAAAUUUGAAACUCGAACGAGAGGUUUAUAAGUUUUCAAAAUGGCUGCUGGAAUUUUAUACCGUGUGGAAAAUAUUGUCUUCGUGAUUUUAACAAUUUUUAGGUUAGAUUUUUAAUGAUUCUUCAAAGCGUUGAAAUCUUAAACGCAGAGAUCGUUAUUACACAUCGUUUAUAUUCGAAACCAUUGUAACUUUGCAGUUUUCUUUUAUUGAGAGUUUUUUAUUAGUUUUGUUGAACCUUUUGAAAUAGAUAGUUGUAUGGAAUAUUGUUGACCGAGUUUCGUAACUGGAAAUGAAUUUUUUUUUUUUUCUUUCUUUUAUCGACAUAAAGUAUAAUAAAAGAUAUGUAUCGUUUACAAGUGUGAGAUCAAAUUCCGAUAAAAAUACAAAGAUUUACGAAUAUAUUUUCAAGUUGAUGUUUAAUUAAAUAUGUAUGUUAAAUACAUAAGAUAGAUUAAGUUAUUUUGUUAAUUUUAAUAUAUUAAUUUAUAUUUUCAUUUAUUCGUAAAUCUAAUCUUUUAUGAAUUAAUAUGAUUAUUUAUAAAUCUUUUGUGUGAAUGUAAAACUUGAGAAUAAAAUAAAAAAAAAAUAAAAAAAGUUGAAAGAAGAAAUAAAUAAAUUAUUAAACAAAAUAUAA
This is a messenger RNA of Apis cerana (Asiatic honeybee), 10116 nucleotides long. It is a transcript of the gene dpr1, whose product is annotated as defective proboscis extension response 1. NCBI's taxonomy places the organism in Eukaryota, Metazoa, Arthropoda, Insecta, Hymenoptera, Apidae. Gene Ontology annotation, cellular component: neuron projection membrane. The record is from RefSeq and is a predicted model, not a curated record. Gene Ontology annotation, biological process: synapse organization.